AGGGAUUCAUUUUCAGUUGGUAUAUAAAGUAGAUACUUUACCAUAAGCAGAUAAAUAUUUGUAAAUAGUACAAAUGGCAUACACAUCUUAUUCAAAUUAGCAAGUUCGGUAGUAUAUUGAAACAGCUUAGAAUGAAAGGCAUAUUGGUGACUUUUAUCAUCAUUCAUGUCAUUCUAGUUGACACACUUUUGUCCUUAUCCGAAUCAGACUCCUGCGAUGGAGAACACUGUAGUGAAGUUAUAUCUAUGCCAAUAAUAGACGACAUGAGAGCAACUUUGAAAGCCGACUUGGAUGUAUCUAAAAUGAAUAAGCAUUUAAAGGCAUACAUACAACAGGAGAUUGAAAAAGGUGUGAAGACAGCAAUGGAAAAUCUGAUGAAACACAUGAUAGAAAACAGUACUGAUAAAAUGAAUGCAGAAAUAACAACCAAGUUUAAGGAGGUGGAAGAAAGACAAUCCUUAAAAACAGAUGAGACGGAACAGCUCAUAAAAAACAAAACAGAAAAGAUGAAAACAGAAAUUAGGACACUGUAUGAAAAGAUGAAAACAGAAACUAUGACAAUGUUUGAAAAGACUAAUACAGAAAUAACAGUCAAGUCUAUAGAGGUGGGAAAAAGACAAACAACAAAAACAUAUCAGAUGGAACAAAUAAUAAAAAACAAAACUGAAGAAAUAUUGACAUUUUUUAAAGACAAUGAGGAAAUACAAGCAAUAAAAACAGACAAGAUGGAGCAGCUCAUGAAAAACAAAACUGAAGAAAUGUUGACAUUAUUUAAAGAUAAUAACAAGAAAAUUGAGACACGCUUUAAUAUAAAAAUUGAAGAAUUCGAGCAGAAAUUUGAAGUUAAGGAUAGAUUUAAACAUGCAUUUUUCUCACAUUUGUCUUCUGACAAGAGGAAUUUUAAUCAGGACACAAUACUUGUAUUUGAUGUUGUACCACUUAACAUUGGCAGCACUUACAAUGGAACAACCGGAAAGUUUACAUGUAAAGAAGAUGGAAUAUAUACAUUCUCCUGGGCAACAAAUGAAGGUUUCACUAGUGCUCUUGUAGUUGAUGGAAAACCUAUAGCUAGUAAUAUUAAUGCAGUACACACUACAUUCUUUGGUGAUUACUAUGUGACUGGAUCUAUUAGUGUAAUUGUCGAUAUGACUAAAGGACAAGAAUCCUGGAUAAAUAUUGAACAACUUGGGGAUUAUUUAACUGAAUCAUGGUCAGAAAAUACAACCUCUUCAGUGUUCUCGGGAUUUAGAAUCUAACUGCUUCUUGAUACUUGUAGUACGAUAAAUAUUGAGUGUGACAAGGUUUCACUAUUAAAUUGUCUUUACUUU
Molecule: messenger RNA, 1328 nt
Organism: Mytilus californianus (California mussel)
Lineage: Eukaryota; Metazoa; Mollusca; Bivalvia; Mytilida; Mytilidae
Exons: 1
Coding region: 132-1256 (374 amino acids)
Molecular function (GO): protein binding
Source: RefSeq, a predicted model, not a curated record